Molecule: messenger RNA, 12349 nt
Organism: Paramuricea clavata
Lineage: Eukaryota; Metazoa; Cnidaria; Anthozoa; Malacalcyonacea; Plexauridae
Source: the annotation of a GenBank genome assembly
GAACCACGAGUCUAUUUCGACAAAACGAGGUACAUGGUGGAUGAAAAUACUGAUAUUUGUCAAGUUACUGUGAAAAGAGCUGGCAGUGAUCUCACUAGACCUUCCUCGGUAAUAAUCAGGUCAAAGAAAACAAAUCCAGUAUCUGCAAAAGGUACAAGAUAUAGAGUUUAAAUACUAUACGCUUUAUAAUGCAUAAUACUCACCUUGUGAUCGAUGUGUUUUAACCGCUUGAUGCAUGUGAACACGCGCCACUGACUUCACAAAGUGCUCAAUUUACUUUGAGCUACAUUUACAAAUGGGUUGCAAGAUCCAGAAAAAUUGCCUCGUGUAACAUGCCUUUGCUCUCAACCGCUCUUGCAAGGCCCACAAUUUUUUAUGUUUCACACAAUUUUGUAUCUUUCAAAAUAUUUUCAAUUCUUGUUUUUCCAUAGGCGGCCCAUUUAUAAAUGUUGUUAAUUUACAUAAAUACUGCAGUAAAAAUUGUUAAAGAAAGUCAGAACAUCUCAAAUUAGUGAACUGUGUAGCUUAUUGAAGACAGGAUUAAAGAUAAUCACUUCGUGCGACUCAUUGCAUGGACAGCGAUAUGACGUAUAUAAAUAGUAUCCUUAAAAUAGGAUAUUAUUAAAAUAGGAUAAGUGUAAAAUAAGAUAUUAUUUAUAUGCGUCAUAUCACUGUCCGUGCAAUGAGUUCGUUCAUUUGAGUAUUAGCAGUAUAUAGUAUAUAGCAGUAUUUAUGUAAAUUAACAACAUUUAAUGGCCGCCUAUGGUUUUUAAGGCAAAUAUGCAGCAUCUUGCUCAGAAAAUACAUUUUCAAGAAUUUUCUCGUCCGGCAAGCCAGUGUACAGCAUAGGACAUGCUUCAUAAAAACUCAAAAGCUGUUGGAGAUUUCGCUAAAAUACAAUCUUUUAUAUCGGCAAACAUUUUGGGAAAAGGCAUUCAACAACAGACUGAAAACGUUUAUAACCCAAAUUUUGAGAUGAAAUAAAGAAAGUAUUCUAAUCACCAAUUAAAACACAUUUAUCAUGCAAAGGUCCUAUUAUAAUUUUAAUAGACCUUAUGCAUAAUGACGCACAAGGCUUGAUGCCCGCGAGGAAUGCUGGUCUUAAUAGUCAUCGCCCGGGAAAAUUUCGAUGGUGGCCAUUUUGAAUUGUUUAAUUUUCCCGGCGAUGACUACUAAGACCAGCAUUCCUCGCGGGCAUCAAGCCUUGUGACGUCAUUAUGCAUAAGGUCUAUUGAACUGUACAAAUAGUACAAUCUUCGUGCUAUUGGUAAUGUUGGCUGAUGUUGGCAGACGUUGGGUCAGAUUUGACUUUGUUCAAAAUUUUCAUCCAACAUUUCCCAACAUUGAUGAACAGGCACUAUAUAUAUAUAUAUAUCUAAUAAAUAUAAAAUUGUAUUCCAGCUAACAUGGACUACAUUCCUGUAUCGAAGACUUUAUAUUUCUCCCCUGGUGUUCGGACACAGACCGUAAACAUCGUCAUAUUGGACGAUCUUGGCCAGCCAGUUCGUGAAGGUCCUGAGUACUUUGAGUUAGCUUUAGCUCUGCCUAUCAACGCCCGUGUUGCUGUGCCCGAGAGAACUUUUGUUGUCAUUAAUGAUACUCAUUCAGAUUGUAAGUAUUAACAUUCUGUUAAAGUUCUGACAAUUACUGAAAUCUUAUUGUAUUUGAGGCUUGAGAGAAGAACAUGCACAAAAUUCUCAUUUCUGAUUGGCUGAUGGCUAACAUAAUCUCAUUGCAAAACAGUUCAAAAAUUGUAAUUCAGUGCCACUUUCCCAAAUUUAUUUUGUGGAAAGAUUUUCUUAUUAAAAUCUUCAGUCAUGUUUACAUUAUUUUUCUAAUACACAGACCUACAUGGUAUUACCAAAAUGUUAUUUCAUGAAUACUUGUGCAGGUUGAAAAAAGCCGCGCUCGUUCGUUUUCCACGACUUCACUCGUGCACUUUUUCCCAAUUGCAGUGUAAAGCAUGAACCUACUGUACCUGUACUCAUUGUAGAGCCCAUCAUGCCUGAUCAUGCGAUUUGGAUAUUUGCAGUGCGUACCAAGGCGUAUCCGUACAAUCCAUUACCUCUUAUGACUAAACUAUGGCCACCUACAGUGCAUACAGUACAUGCAGAAUAACUAUAACUCACUCUAAAAUUUUGUAUUUUCCCAGUACCCAGAAUUCAAUUCAAAGUUCCACUCUAUACUAUCGAUGAAGAAGAUGGAAUGCUAUCUGCAAUACUUGUGCGCAGCGGUGACUUAAGUCAACGGUCAGCUGUGCGAUGCUAUACACGGCAAAUGACUGCAAAAGCUGGUGUGGAUUAUUACGAAAGGUCAAACAGUGACGAUGAUAUUGUGACAUUCGAAGCUGGUGAGAGAACCCAGGAAUGUCGAGUUGCCAUUGUUGAUGAUUCACUUUAUGAAGGAAAUGAGGAAUUUCGCUUGGUGCUUGGACAACCUGAACUUCAACAUAGUGUGGGUAAAAGUUUGAUUGGAAAGAGAUCCCGGACUACCAUCAGAAUCGCCGACAAUAAUGACCGUAUGUUUAACAACUAUUAUUUUUAUCUUUCCUGGGUGGUUGUAGUCUCCCUAUAGGGAAAUGAGUAAUGACUGCUAACAACACGAGCCAGUCUGCAACCAUUAAUUCCAAUAGACUAUUUACACGAGCUGAUGUUCGAUUCCUGCCAGGGGGCCUAUACUGUAGUUGCACUUUCCGCAACUGCUUCAGGUUAGGUCUGAUAAAUGUAUAAAAAUUCGCACUACAAAACCCACCUACGAUUAGUUAAAUCGAGUGUAUAUAGAUGCCCAAAAAUCCUGGGGCCGGUUGCAUAAAAACGUAGUUACCGCUAUAACUGCAGUUAAAAAGUAGUGAAAAAGUAGUUAACUUUAAUCACGUUUCGACUAAACUAUAGUCAUCAUCAGGAAAUGAAUGAUGAUGAUAUUACAUAUGUACAAGUAUAUAUAGUAUAUAUACCCGUAUUAAAGAGAAUUCUUCUCUUGACUCUUCUGAAAUAUAUAACCAUAUUACUAGCUGUAAUGAAUUCAAUUUUGUAAUAAACCUACUCGAACUAACACCUAAUGACGAAGUUAAUAACAUUAAAUGUUCAAUAACAGAUUUAAUAUUUACUAACACUAAGAUAAUAAUUAAAUCCAAUCACUGGUCGUUGAUACUUUAUCAAGAGUCUAUUGCUAUUAAUAGAAUGAAACCGUCCCUAAACCAUGGAACUAAAGCCUCUAAAGAUCUAUUAGUAUUUAACUAAUCGUAUCUUGUUACUUCACUACAGUAUAUAUACUUGUACAUAUGUAAUAUCAUCAUCAUUCAUUUCCUGAUGAUGACUAUAGUUUAGUCGAAACGUCGAAAUAAAUUUUUCAAAAUGCUUUCAAUUUUCGGAGUAUCUAUUGUUUUGUAUUUUAUCAAAAUACUCGAGUAGUGGCUCCCGUAAUUUAAUCACGUAGUUAAGCCGGUUGUAUAAAAGUGUAGUUAACCUUAACUGCAGUUAAAAAGUAGUUAAAAAUAAAAGUAGUUAAACUAUCCAAAACGUAGUUAAAAAUGGCGUUUGUAUAGGAGUGAACAACAUUUUCAGUAACCUCGUCCAGUUAACUCAACGAAUACAUAAAUAACAGCUUCUACUGGGGACUAAUAUCUGCCGGACAUAUUAAUGUUACUGAAAACAAAAUUCGUUAGUUGGUAAUGUGUUUCUAAGAAAUAAAUUGUUCACAAAAAAUAUAUUUCACCAGGGUCUGGAAUUGGAUUCGAGCAGAAAAGACAUUUUGUUAAUGAACCAUCUGAUGAAGACGAGGGAAGCUUUGUGAAAUUGGUCGUGGUACGAAAUGGUGACACGUCAAGGACCUCGCAAGUCCGCUUAUACACAAAAGAUGGUUCUGCUAAAGCCGACAUGGAUUUUGCACCUCUGAGUAAAGUGAGUAGAUUAUUUCACCAAUAGAAAAGAUACUGUAUUUGAAAUGUUUACUGCGACAGGUUCGACUUGAGUACUGGGCUUUCGAUUUACCUAAUGUUAGGACAUCCUCUAUCAGUCAGAAUCGGUGCAUACCAACAUCCCUGUCUCUCGCCCAAAAGGAAGCAAAUUAGAGGCCUGUCAUCUGUGAGAGAUUAGGUUUAUCGCGCGCAGGAGUUGUUGGGUGCAAGUAUAAGAUUUUUAUGUAAAGUUUAGAUUAAGCUGUGUCAGGAAGAUCCAGACAAGCCAGUUUAAUAUCGUCAAAUGCCAGACGAUUUCACUUAUCAAGUUGAGAACUCUAUCUCUCUCCCGUAGAAAUGGAUGAAUCAGGUGAAUAAAAAAUGCUUCACCCUUUUAUAGCUUUCUUGCGUUUUGAUAGUACUUUAGUACUUUUUAAAAUUCUGAUUUGUUCUUCCUUUCAUUACGUUUGCAUAUUUCAUUUAAGGUUUUAACCUUCGGUAAAAAUGUUACGCGACUUCAAGUGAAGAUAAAGAUCCUGCACGACGAAAAGCGUGAAAUGAGAGAAGCAUUUACAGUACAUCUUACCAAAGAUCGCAAUCGUGUUGCUUUGAUUGAGAGUGAUAAAGUGAUCGUGUAUAUUCAAGAGAACUUGUACAGGACUGGCGUGACGUUUCCACUUACUCCAACAGUUGUAUCGUUAAAAGAUUAUGAUGAUAUAAGCAAAGCAAAAGCUGAACCUAUACAGGGGUACCCAUUGAUUUGUGUAACGGUUAGUAUAACCUAUAACAUUUUGUCCAAUUAAAGUACCGAAAAUUUGGGCCUUAUUUUAAAAUAAAGCCUUAUUUUGAAAACUGUAGCACUUUUGUGGCACUUUGAUGUAACUGUUGGUUUAUUUUGAAUAGUGUGGACUAAAUAAUUCGUGGUUUAGAAUGCCGGUGGCACAAUAAGCCAGUUCGGAGUUGCGACUGUAUCCAAAGUUCCCAAUUUAAUAACAAAUUGUAGCUAUAUAUGUAGUCGAACUGCAAUGUAAAGUGAUAAAGAAAGAGUAAGGGCAAAGAGAAAAAACUCUCUGCGUUGAUUAGGUGUGCUUCAGGAAAUAUACCUUCAAAAAUGACAGAAGUCUGGCUAGGGCUCGCUGUGCAACUAACGCUAAACCACAUCAUGCUGUAUGUUUAACCCUUGUAUCUCUUUAAGAAGGUCCAUGACCCUACAUUUUUAUGAGAAAAUAUAUCAGAAAAUAAGAGAAAAAUCAUUUCUACAACUUAUAAUAUUUUACAUUUUUCGCGCAUGCUUCCCAAAAUAACGUGUCUGAGAAGAUGGGAAAAGACAUCUUUGCACCACGACAAUGCACGUCAAUGGUUUUUGAUUCACUAAAAUACCAUGUUUUCUUCUAUAUAAUCACUAGAUAGACAUUUAUAGUAGGAUCCUUGUUACAAAAAUUGAAUAGGGUCAAGAUGGUGCCAUAUGGGGGGAAAGGUGGCAUAUUGCAUUUGUUAUAUCUUCAAAACGAGUUCGGUGACACCAACUUUUUUCUGUUUUUACUAUGAGCAUAUAAUAAACGUCAUAAACGUCAGCAAAUUCUCGUUUCCAGAACAAUUACUGAUGAAUCACCAAAACUGAUUUUAAUGACAGUUUUUCAUUUUUUGUAAAAGCAAGCGGUUUCUGGACGUUCGACUCGCUUGAAAUUUAAGUAAUAAAAAUAUUCCCCCAAAAUACAAAAUUUGCUAAAUAACUUGGACAUAUUCUUUUUACUUCAUCAGUGUGCAUAAACAGGUCUGUAUGUGGAAAGUGUUUUGAAGAACUAACCAUUUUUUUAAUUUUAGGCCUGUGAUCCUAAGCAUCCGCGAUAUCCCGAAACAGGCUCACUGUGCAGCAGACAAUCUAUUGACAACACUAAGACGUGGUACAGCUGGGAAGUAGCAGCCGCCACAGGACCUGACGCAGUGACAAACGAUUUUAGAUCAAUCGACUCUCAGACAUUCUUUGCCAGUACCUCUAUGAUAACCCUGGAUAGUAUAUACUUCGGUCCAGGUAGUCGUGUGCGCUGUACUUCUCGAGCUAUUACCUACCAGAAUUAUAAAGGUUUAGGCUCGACAAGUGAUCCAGUCACAAUAAGUCGUAAAGAAGGUUUGUGUUUACCACAACAAAUGGGAGACAUUGGCUCUGAAUCAUUUUCUGCCCAAAUCACUUACACAGGAUUGGAAAGCACUACCCAUCCUAAUAUGAUCCGCAUUCGUAUCCUAGUGCCCCAUAUUGAUGGCAUGCUUCCUGCUUUAUCCACAAAGUCACUAUCGAACUUUGAGAUUACAUUAACCGCUGACGCCUCGCGCCGUGGACAGCACCUUUGUUCCAAUCUACUGGAUACACACGAAGUUCAAACGAAAAGUGGAUUUUUAACCGACCACGUGACUCGUAUGUCCGGAGGUACAGAGCCGUACCAGUAUAGCAGUGAGCUACGAGGCAAGUCAACGUUGCGGUUUUACCACAAUCUAAAUCUAGAGUCGUGUAUGUGGACAUUUGAAAAUUAUUACACAAUGUCUGAACUGGUUCAAGAAUGUGGUGGUAAGAUAGCAACUGAUGGUCAAGUACAUGAUCUUACACGUUCACAUUUGUCUGUACGUGUCCCGUUGUAUGUUUCGUAUAUCUACCAUUCUCCCAGCGCUCUUGGCGGCUGGAUGCAUUUUGAUCACUCCUCCUAUCUAAAGAUGUCAUUUACCUAUGAUACGGCGGUAUUAUGGAAGGACGGGAUUGGUACACCUGAGGGGUCUGUACUGAAAGGUUACCUGUAUCCCACUGGGGUUGUUAUUCGUCCGCAGGACAAACGACUGGUGGUGACGUUUAGAACAGUCGCAAGGUUUAGAGGAACUUUCAUUCUUGCACGUGAAGGUAUGUAAAUUUCGCAUUGUCGUUAAUAAUAGACAGUUCGUUUUAUUUUUACUACAGUAUAUCGUGGAAAAUAAGAAGGAAAAAAACAAGAUUAGAAAUUCAAUUGGAGAACAAUACAACUCAUUAUCUAUGUUGGUCUAGUUUUAUACCAUGUUUGGUGCUGUUUAACUAAAGUAUAUAUAGAUAAAGUACAAUACCCACGUGACAGGGUAGGAUCAUAUUUUUGUAUAAACCUACAGAGUUGUAUUGUACUUUUAUCACCAUUUGGAAAUGUGUAUUUAGUAAAUAUGGCAAACGAAAAAUGUUAUUAACGUUUCAGAUCAAAAUAUAUUGUCAAUGGUCAUGUCACCUGAUCAACCAAACCUCAGCUUUCAGUUGAAGUUACUUCGCAGUGCUCCAACGUACAAUUCUCCUGAACAGAUGUGGCAGUUUGUGUCAGAGUUCUCAGUUCGUGACUACAGUGGAACGUAUUAUGUUAAACUCAUCCCUUGCACUGUUACUCAGGUAAAAUAAAAAAAAUUGUCUGUUUUUUCUUCUCAGUUUACAUAUGCUCUCCCAUUAUUGAGUUUUUUUUGCGACAACUUGUAUUGCAAUACCCAUGCUUAAAUCUUCUUAAAGAUAAUGCCCCUUUUAAGUACCAGUUGGUAGGAGGAAAAACGAAGGGAGUUGAACUAGUAACAAUAGAAAUCCAGCUUUCCCUUUAAGAAACAGUUUGGGGCAGAAAUUCAUAUACAUAUACGUACAAAAGAGAUAUUCAGUAAUUUUAAACUGAAAAUGGAUUUUUAUUUCACGAAGGGAUUUUGUAGAUGAAAAAUUCGGGUAAUUUUUAUACAUUUAUUAGACCUAACCAGGAGCAGUUGCGAAAAAUGCAACUAUCGGUCCUCUGGCAGAAUCGAACCUCCCUGCGAUUCCGGUGCAGCGCUCUGACCAACUGAGCUACAGAGAGACAGUUGUCGAGCUCUAACUACAAAUUCAGGUAUAAAUACUAAGGUGAUGCCAAUGUACGGUGUAUGGGUAAAUAUCAGGAUAUUUAUUUGACGAUACUCCAAGUUCUCUUCCAUUUUUAAUAGGUUAUUAAAUGUUUACAUCUGUAAUAGUUUCGAUAUUCGUGUAACUGGUUAUUUUAACUCUAGUUUCACUGAAGAAUAUAGACUCCAGUCUUGCUGCUCUUCACCUGUCCGACUAGGAGCCCUCGUUUCUUCCAAUUUUUGUCACUUUUUAUUUGCUUUUCAUAACAUGCUAUACGAGUUCAUUUUUCCGUAUUGUUUCUUUUGCAGAACGUAAAAUAUUCUGUUCCACUGAAAUGCAAUCCAAGAAUGCCCAUCACUUUCACACUGCCGAUCAGAUUUCAGCAGACAAGUGACCCGGAUGCUGUAGAAUUUAAUAUUCGUACCCAGUUCUUCCUCCUUGCUCGGCGAGACGUGUGGUUGUCGAAUGAAACAAACAAAGUGAUGGAACAAUCGGACGCUGCGUUUUCUUUGGGUAUACUGAAACUUUAUAUUCUUUUUUACAUGAGGCCAUUUGUACAAAGGCCGAAUAUCCGAUAGCGUUAUCUACCAUGCAGAUAGUGUUCUUUUUAAAGUUUUCAAAAAUUGGCCGUUUAUUGGCGUGAUCCAAAGUCCGCGUUGACGUUUAGUAUUUAUAAAUUAAUGUUUUUAUGGAUUAAGAAAAAUCACCAACCGAUGGAUGUGACAAUUGGCCUUUGUGCAAAGGCCAAUUCAAAGUACAAAGGAUUUCAAAGAUCAAUUCGUUUUUUAAACCUAGCAGGUUGCUGGGAAAUGAGUUUUUAACCAAUACGACUGAAUUUGACUAAUAAUAUAAAACGCGAUUUUGUGGUGUUUUUCGUUUUUGUUUCGCGAUUUUCUACAUGUAUUCAUGUUUGUAAAAGCCGACAAACUAUGUCUACGGCGCCCUGAAUUUGGCCUUUCAACAAGUAGGCCAGUUAUUUCUUUUUUUCCACGUUUAUUUCCGUUUCCUAGGAUACGGGACCCCGAUUGCGAAUGAUGAAUAAGGUCUAUUAAAAUUAUUUUGAUCACUAGCUGCCAUACUAUAAGUUCAGACCAUCUUGUUUCUUUAGGUUCAAUUAUCUACGGUCGUAUAAUGGUGGAUCCUCAACAAAGUCUAGGAAGUGCUUACCAUGUUUCAGUUGAGAAGAUAUUUGUAUGUAGCGGACUUGACGGUUACAUUCCUCAGUAUAGCCCCGAUAAUGAGGAAUAUGGAUGCCUAGCUGACUCAAAAUUACUGAGUUAUCGCUUUAAAAUUUUGGUAAGUUUAUUUUAAAUUUUGGUAAGUUUAAACUCCUGCUCGUGUAAAUGCUUAGAUAACUUGCUUUGUCCAGCAUUUCCAUUCUCGACGGGGUUUUUUCUUUCACCCUUUUUACCGUUUUCAAAACUUUUAACUUCAAUUUCCUUUGUAUUUUUGUUUUCUCUUGACUGUCUCUUCUUCUCGCUGGCUCUCUUACAACAAGGGUUCGUACGAUCCAAUGAAAACCAUAAAUAUUUCUUGUUUGGACUUUCAUACUAUUUAAAAUUUAGUUGAGUUCAGCAAUAUUGAAUAUAUUUCAAACAUAUAAACAUAAAACAUUCGCUGCGUAGCAGUUUACUUCCAUCUUUUUAUCAUAAGUCGUCUUUCUAUCUUAGGGACAAUUUGUUUGAUUUGAGAAAUUUUCUGCAUAUUCUGAAAUUUUCUCCUUAUAAUUAUUUUGUUUGUGUGGAAAUACCACGAAUAUUUAUUGAACAAAUAAAUAUGCGUGGUGUUUCGAAAAACAAGUGAAUAUCUGGGAAUAAAACCGAAUAUCUCUGGUUUAACUUACCCUUUAAGUGAAAUUAAAUUAACCUUUCUCAUGCCGCCAUUUUUGGGUGGCAACCUUUUUAGAACAGGGAUAGUAAGUAGUGAAAAUGAAACUUUCUAUAACUAUAGUUGUAAGUAUAUAAUCAUUAUAAAUCGAUAUACAGUUAAAUAUUUGAAAAAUUAUUUUCACAUCACUUAGAUUUGUCACGUUGUUUAUAAAAUAAGUACCCAAAAAUGGCGGAUUUAGACCUUCAUGAGAAAGGCUAAUUCACUAUACCCCAUGCAAUUAAAGAAACUGCUCAUGUGUAAUUAUAUGAUGUAUCCAAGCAUUCAUAAUCAGAGGUAACCAUUUGUUCUGAAUCAUAUAGGAUCGUGGAGCUCCACAUAUGAUCACACGAAAGUUUCGUAACGUCCCAUUUGCGGCCACAUUGGCCAUUGAUGACGAAAACGCUCAUGUUUUGGUGGAACAAUCAAACUCAGACGGUUUCAGAUUUGACAGUUCUCCGUUGUUUCAGGUAAUUUUAUGUUAGAGAAAUCGUACGUGUACGUCUGGACGAAAUUGGGCGGCGCAUUUCAUCUGCCCAAUUCACAUCUACUGUAGGACACCAUCGAUAUGUACAAUUCUAUAAACCUUUGAAAAAUGAUCACAUCAGCAACUCCAUCUAAAAGAGAGAAAAUAUACUGGUUUUUAUAAAAUAUACUCAACAGUUUUCGCUUGAAACGUCGACAGAUGUUUUCUUUUUUACAUCAAGUGGCUGACGUGAUCAUUUAUGGAAAUAUUUAUAUUGUACAUCACGGCUGACGCACAAUUAAAUAUGACGCACAAAAACAUUUUUAUCCAUUAACUCAGGUUGCUAGCGGUCGUCAGUGGUAUCUGCAUGCCAUCUAUACAAUCCGAUCAUUCAGGAGUUCCACUCGAGGCAUUGGUAAACGAAGCACUGUGAUUGGUGAAUCCUCUCACAUGGUGCAUUCCUUAUCAAAACGAUCCGCUACGAAAUCUGCUAAGGAUUCACCACAAGGAGCCGCUUUGGUACGUUCCAUUAAAUUAGUGUACAAUGACGACAUAACUGACAACGGUCCAGGAGGGAUUCGUAGGGAUGCGAGUGAUGAUGGAAGCAGUUCGUUAUCUAUGAAAUGGGUUCUAAUUGUAGUUAUUACCGUUUGUUUCAUCUUAUUGGUUGCUGUUAUAGUCCUGAUGAUGUUGUAUAGACGUAAAUCUCGACCGGUUACUACAAAGGUCGUCGAGCCGGGUGAGCAAAUGCAGGGAACUGAGGUCUAGUUUUGCAUAGAGGCAACUACAAUAGAGUCUCUUUAAAUGAAGCAGAGUACAUUCACUCAUCACGUGACAGGCUGUUGUCCGUCAUCCCAAAUAACUGCUCGUGGAAAGCGUGAUAAUUAUCAAAGCCUACAGCUUGUUCAUUAGUUUAUCGAAGACAAUCGAAUUAUAUAGAAAAUAUGUAAAAAGUAUUUAACCCUUGCGAGUUUUUCGAGUACAGUUUUGAACAUAGUAUUGAAGAAGGGUGACGGACCUGCUGCAAACAGAGGACAUCUAUUUUUAUCAGAUGUAUGGACUGGUUCUACGAAGCCCGUUUAGAUUGAAUGGUAGAUUACGUAGCUGAACUAAAAUCAAAGAACAGUCUCGCGCAUCUAAAUUGAAAACGUUCUAUGAACUAUAGACCUGAUGAACUACAUUUCAUAUAGUUAAUGUAUUCUAUAUAUGGUUUGGAGACUCGAUGGAAUUCUUUAUCUAUUUUAGUCUAGGUUUAUGUAUAAAUGUGCUCCUUGUUCGUCAGGUGCGUAUUGUAUUGUUGACAAAUCAACCAGUAGCAAUCUUCAAACUAACCAGUUGUUCGAGUCAUGGGCAGAUAUAAAAUGAACAAGAACCACAUUGCAUAAACCAAGACAAAAACAUAGAUAACGAGUUAUUGUACUUCCAUCCAGUCUGUAAAUCGUAUAUUGCAUUAAUUAUGUUUAUUUCAGUCUCAAUUUUUCUUCUCAAUUUGAUCCGGUUUAACUAAACGGACUUCGUACUGUACCAACGAUCCAAUAUCAUGAUGAUAAUAAUAAACCAGUUUGUAGUUUUUACUGUGCAUCCAGCUGACUCGUUCUGAGUCAAGAUAAAAUUGCAGUUGAAUCUUAGCAUGUAGCUGAAAUAUUUAAAAUACGUAUAUCAAAGUAUUGCUUGUUUAAUCGACGCAUGCAAAAACUGCUUGCAAAAACUGCUUGUUUUCUAGAGAGAUUUUUAUUUCAACUAAGUUGGAUGCCCAAUUUGGAACUGGCUUAUUGUACGAUUAUACAGUUGAUUUUGUUCUCUCAUGUAUGUCUUGCGUCCAUUUCAAAAAAUUGUUUUUCGUAAGGAAUUCGAGACAUUUUUCAUGGCAAUUCAUAAUUUUGUCAAUGACAAAGACGAAAUGACCAUAUCUCGAUUGACUUUAUAUUUCGCGACUUUCAUGAUUCAAGGAUUGUAUCCUAUUGGAUAUAUUUACUGUCGAUUGUUAACUCAAUUGACUAUUUAUAUGAAAAUGCAUAUAUUAUAUAACUGAUGUAAAGAGAAGCUAGUGUCGUUUUGUUUGUGAAAUUAGUGAGAAGCGUAAUUUUUAAGUAAUUGUUUACGUGUAGAUGAGUCUGUAUGAUGUAGUCUUGUGUACGUGUACGUGUAGAUGACGUUGACUGCUAACCGGACAUAGUACUACAGCGUGGUACCCUAGAGCAUGCGCAAAACAUUUUCAAGUGCACCACAUGCGCGCAGACAUCUAUUUCUGAAAAAAUACCAAGGC